This is a messenger RNA of Penicillium bovifimosum, 1236 nucleotides long. RefSeq names its product cyclin-dependent serine/threonine protein kinase SSN3 (gene ssn3). Lineage: Eukaryota; Fungi; Ascomycota; Eurotiomycetes; Eurotiales; Aspergillaceae. Gene Ontology annotation, biological process: protein phosphorylation. Gene Ontology annotation, cellular component: nucleus; mediator complex. The transcript has 3 exons. The record is from RefSeq and is a predicted model, not a curated record. Gene Ontology annotation, molecular function: ATP binding; cyclin-dependent protein serine/threonine kinase activity; RNA polymerase II CTD heptapeptide repeat kinase activity. Bases 1 to 1236 code for a protein of 411 amino acids.
AUGGGCGCAAUCGAAUCUGUUGAAUCAAGAAGGCCUGGUGGAUAUACCAGCAAAGUCCGGGUCCGAGAUCGAUAUCAUAUCGUAGGUUUCAUCAGCAGCGGAACCUAUGGCCGGGUCUACAAGGCCGUCGGGAAAAAUGGCAAGAAAGGAGAGUUCGCCAUCAAGAAAUUCAAGCCUGACAAGGAAGGCGAAACCAUCCAGUACACAGGCCUGUCGCAGUCAGCUAUCCGUGAAAUGGCAUUGUGCACUGAACUCUCACAUGCCAACGUCGUCCAACUAGAGGAGAUCAUUCUCGAGGAUAAAUGCAUAUUCAUGGUCUUCGAAUAUACAGAGCAUGAUUUACUCCAGAUCAUCCAUCACCACACUCAACCUCAGCGGCAUGCCAUCCCGGCGUCCAUGGUCCGGUCUAUCUUGUUUCAGCUGCUGAAUGGCUUACUCUAUCUUCACACCAAUUGGGUCCUGCAUCGCGAUCUAAAGCCAGCCAAUAUCCUCGUAACCUCGAGCGGUGCUAUCCGUAUCGGUGACUUGGGGCUAGCGCGUCUAUUUUACAAGCCACUCAACUCCUUGUUCUCGGGCGACAAAGUCGUCGUCACAAUCUGGUACCGCGCACCAGAGCUGCUCAUGGGGAGCCGGCAUUAUACGCCAGCGGUCGAUAUGUGGGCAGUAGGAUGCAUCUUCGCCGAAUUGCUAUCUCUACGACCAAUCUUCAAGGGCGAAGAAGCCAAAAUGGACAGCAAGAAGACAGUCCCCUUCCAGCGCAACCAAAUGACAAAGAUAGUCGAGAUCCUCGGUCUUCCGCGCAAGGAAUCCUGGCCGGGUUUGGCAUCUAUGCCGGAAUAUUCCCAGCUACAAUCUCUGGCAGCCCACCGCCAGCCCUCACAGUAUCACCGCGGCUCUAAUCUUGAGGGCUGGUACCAGAGCUGUCUGAAAAAUGGCGGAUACUCCUCCACCUCGAGUGCCGGCACUCCUGGUACAGAUGGAUUCGAUUUGCUUUCACGUAUGCUUGAAUACGAUCCGACAAAGCGCAUCACGGCCGAACAAGCCCUUGAGCAUCCGUACUUCACCAUCGGCGGUCCGAUCAGUGGCAACUGUUUUGAGGGCAUCGAGGGCAAGUACCCGCACCGUCGGGUCACGCAAGAUGACAAUGAUAUCCGCACUGGCAGUCUCCCUGGCACCAAACGGAGCGGUCUGCCAGAUGAUUCAUUGAUGAGGGCUUCCAAGCGCCUCAAGGAGUAA